Messenger RNA from Solenopsis invicta (red fire ant), 1292 nucleotides. RefSeq names its product glyceraldehyde-3-phosphate dehydrogenase. Bases 1 to 1161 code for a protein of 386 amino acids. Gene Ontology annotation, biological process: glucose metabolic process. The transcript has 8 exons. Lineage: Eukaryota; Metazoa; Arthropoda; Insecta; Hymenoptera; Formicidae. Gene Ontology annotation, molecular function: oxidoreductase activity, acting on the aldehyde or oxo group of donors, NAD or NADP as acceptor; NADP binding; NAD binding. The record is from RefSeq and is a predicted model, not a curated record.
AUGCACAAAUAUUUAGGAAGAAGCGCGCUUCUUAAACUUGCCUUGACACUCGUGCAAAUUCAGAUGGCUGGGCAUUUCGUGUUUACAUACAGUAAAAUUAUGGCAGUUGUAGGAAUUAACGGAUUUGGAAGAAUAGGCAGAAUGUGUCUCCGCGCUUGCCUCGAGAAGAACAUUGAAGUAAAAUUAAUCAACGAUCCAUUCCUUACAACCGAGUAUAUGUUAUACCUUUUUAAACACGAUUCUACUCAUGGGCAAUAUCCUUUAUUCUUGGAGUGCGAUAAUGAGUUUAUAGUUAGCGGUGAGACAAAAAUCGCCACGUCGCAAGAAAAGCAACCAUCGAAAAUACCAUGGAAGAAUAAUGGAGUGACAUACGUAAUAGAAGCCAGCGGAGCAUUCACAACUCUUGAGAAAGCAAGCUUGCACAUCGACGGCGGCGCAAAGAGAGUUAUUAUCACCGCACCAUCGAUCGAUGCACCGAUGCUCGUUUUCGGAGUCAAUCACACUUGUUACAAUCCUGCAAGAGAUCGUAUCAUUUCUGCUACAUCCUGCACUACGAACUGUGCGGCUCCAAUCGUCAAAAUCAUGCACGACAACUUCGAGGUUCUCGAGGCGAUGAUAACCAGCAUACACGCGGUUACGGCAUGCCAAAAUACCGUGGAUGGUCCAAUAGAGAAGUUACGACCUACGGCAUUGUGGAGGGACGGUAGAGGUGCUCUCCAGAAUAUCAUUCCGACUGCGACCGGCGCGGGCAAGUCAUUAGCCAAAAUUAUCCCAGAGCUGAAAGGCAAGGUUUCAGCCAUAGCGUUCAGGGUGCCGAUCCCUAACGUUUCAUUAUGCGAUAUGACAUUCAGGGUCAAUAAACCGGCGACGUACGAAGAAGUGAAAGAGGCAAUGAGAGAAGCGUCGAAGGGGCAGCUGAGAGACGUGCUGGGAUACACGGAGGAAGAUUGCGUGUCCUCGGACUUCAACCACACGACUUAUUCUUGCGUGUUCGAUGCCAAGGCGGGCAUUCCACAGACCAGCACGUUCAUCAAGAUCGUCGCUUGGUAUGACAACGAGUAUGGUUACGCGUAUCGUAUAGCCGAUCUGGUUCAAUACAUGCAUAACGCCAAUUCCGGUAAUGUUCCUGUAACUGGACAAGCUCUCGAGCAUGAUGACUAGGAACAACCUAUCAAAGUUAAAACUUUUACACGCAAUUAUAUUCAAUUUUAAAUUCUUACAAAUUAUAUUUAAUGCGAUUAAAAUAUCAAAAAGAAAACUUAUCAAAUUUAAAGAAUAAACAGAUUUAACGA